Messenger RNA from Taeniopygia guttata (zebra finch), 2781 nucleotides. RefSeq names its product chordin like 2 (gene CHRDL2). Gene Ontology annotation, biological process: cell differentiation; negative regulation of BMP signaling pathway. The record is from RefSeq and is a predicted model, not a curated record. Gene Ontology annotation, molecular function: BMP binding. Lineage: Eukaryota; Metazoa; Chordata; Aves; Passeriformes; Estrildidae.
ACAAUAAUUUAAAAAAAUUAUAAAGUACCCACCCUGUGGUUUCCCCCUCCCGCUUCGAUCUCCGCCUUUAAUACCAACAAACAACUCCUCGACUCUCCCUAAAGGAGGCGUCUUUGAUCGAAGCGAGACGAGCCCCGCCGGGCACCGGCAUCGGCAUCCCCGGGCACCGACACCGCCGGCACGGGCACCGCGACGGCCGGGCACCCACAGCCCCGGGCACAGGCACCGCCGGGCACCGACAGCCCUGACAGCGGCACCGGAGCGCUUCCGGCACCGGCAUCCCCGGGCACUCACAGCCCCAGCUCCGGCACCUCCGGGCACUGUCAUCCCCGGGCACCGACAUCCCCGGGCAGCGGCGGCUCCGGGCACCGACAUCGCCGGGCUCCGGCAGCCCCGGGCACCGCACUGUGCUCCGAGGCGCCCGACCUCGGGAUCGAGACCGCGGUCCCGCCGGGCACCAGCAGCGGGAGCGAAGCCCUCAGCGCAGACCCCGAGACGUCACCGGGACAGCGGGCAGCGCGCCCCGGGCACCGGGACCGAAGCCCCAGGGCACCAGCACCAGGUUGCGAUGCUUCCCGGGGUGGGUCCCCUCGCCUUCUUCCUCCGGUGCCUCCUGCUCCUCUUCGCCGCCGAGAGCCGAGCCCGGGCUCGGCCGGAGGCGUUCUGCGACUUCAACGGCAAGAAGUACAGCCCGGGGGAGAGCUGGCACCCGUACCUGGAGCCCCAGGGGCUGAUGUACUGCAUCCGCUGCAGCUGCUCCGAGAGCACCAACAUCAGAUGCUACCGGAUCCAGUGCCCAGCUCUGCCAUGUGCCAGCCCUGUCACCGAGCCUCAGCAGUGCUGCCCGCGGUGUCCUGAGCCUCACUCCCCAUCCGGCCUCCGUGCCCCCACCAAGUUGUGCCAGUACAAUGGGACGACAUUCCAGCAGGGCGAGAUGUUCAGCAGCAGCGAGCUCUUCCCCGGCCGCCAGCCCAACCAGUGUGUGCAAUGCAGCUGCUCCGAAGGCCAGAUUUACUGCGGCUUGGUGACCUGCCCCGAGCUGCUGUGCUCCUCUCCCUUCAGUGCGCCGGAUUCCUGCUGCCCGAUCUGCAAAGAUGACUCCUUUGAGAAGUCCACAGAAGAGGAACCCCUGCAGUUAAACAGAGGUGUUAGACACUCACAAGACCAGUGCUUGGGAGAGGUGGUGGGGAGGAAGCCACCCAGAGCCACCGUGUCCACGGUUCUCAGCUCUUCCUUGGAGUUAAUUCCCAGAAACUUCAAACCCAAGGGAACAGGUGGCACCACUGUGAAGAUCGUCUUGAAAGAGAAGCACAAGAAAGCUUGUGUUUACAAUGGGAAGACCUACUCUCACGGGGAAGUGUGGCACCCUGUCUUCCGGCUCUACGGCCUCCUGCCCUGCAUCCUCUGCACCUGCAGGGAUGGCGUCCAGGACUGCCAGAAGGUCAAGUGCCCUAAGGAGUAUCCGUGUGAAUAUCCAGAAAAAGUAGACGGGAAAUGCUGUAAAAUAUGCCCAGAAACCAGAGUCAAACCCACGGAUGAGAUCGCCACUCCCCAGUGUGGCAAGAGCCCCAGCCGUGUCCUCGUGUACACGUUUGUGCCGCCACGCUCGGAGGCAUCUAAGGAGAUCCUCAGGACCAUGGCCAUCGAGAAGGAGCUGGCAGAAGAGGUAGAAAUCUACAACUGGAAGCUGAUUAAAGGAAUAUUCCAUCUGAUCCAGACCAAGAAGAUCAGCAAACAAGAAUUCAAGCAAGAGGCACAAAACUUCAGGCUCAUCACUAGGACAAACGAAGGUCACUGGAACAUCUUCCGAGCCCACACGUCGGAGCUGAGGAUGACAGAAAGCCCAGAGAAGGAAACAAAGACCUUGUAAAGCAAAGAACUUUUCCCUAACUAUUGAUUUGUCUACACACAGACACACAUACACAUUUAUAUGAACUCCAGAGCUGCAUUAUUAAAUAGACUGGCACUGCAGUACAGGUUACACUAGUGGAAAUUCCAGCAACUCCAGAGAAUGAUCCCAAUCCGUUGGCAUCGAAGCCACAGCCGUGUAGGUGCCUCUCUCCAGCAGGAGAGCCAUCACCUCCCACUGUCCCAAAGAUGUUGCAUGAGCAGAGGGAGGAGGGAGAGAUGGUGGAGGGGUGGGACCUGCUGUGACAAGAAGAGGUGGGAUCCAUCCCAGGCACCCCAGCAUCCCUGAGGAGCAUCAGGAAUGAAGCAAAGGGGAACAUGACCGUGCUUCUUAGCAGCUGAUGGUAGAAAGAUGACCUGCAAAGAAAGAAAAAUCAUCCCUCCUUCUUUCCUUGGAUCCCCUGGGAGCUGCAAAGGGGUUUCUUUGACUGAAUGCCAGCCAAGGGGUGUUUUUGAAAAAUCUCUUGUCUUCCAGCUGGGAUGAUUCUUUUCCCUCUUUGCAGGUCACUUGAAAAUGUAGGCUUUGGGAGGACCCACCUGUUGGCAGAGUCUGAGACCCUGAAUGCUGCACUAAGGUCGCUGCUCAGCAUUUAUUGUGCUAUAUAUUUAUAUGUAUCCUAUAUAGUAUCUACCAAGCUGUAUUCACAGGAGGGGCAUCUCCCAAAGGGCAAACAGGAUCAUUUCUGCAGCAUGGGGAGGACGGUGUGCAGCAGCAUCACCUUCCCCCUGUCUGGAAACAGCUUUGGGGGAUUUUCAGGUUGUUUUGGUACAUAUAUUUAUCCCUGGAUUCUUGUUUUAUUCUGUUUUGAUAAAUCUAUUUAUUUGGAGAUCCAACUCUGUCUGACAAAUCUGAUUAAAAGUCUUCUUGAUUCA